AUGAGGACGCUCCUUUUUCUCUUUGCUCUCCUCUUCUUUCUGGCCCCAGCCAGGAAUGCAUUUUUUGAUGAGAAAUGCCACAAUCUUAAUGGGAGAUGCUUGAAUUCUUGUAAGAAAAAUGAAGAACUUGUUGCUUUAUGCCAGAAGGCUCGGCAAUGCUGUCUGAUAAUCCAACCAUGUUCAAAAAGGAAAAAAAAAAGAUCAACGUGGAACAGUAGACUUCCCAGAGCAACACGAAUGACCUAGCUGCGUCUCCCUCU
This is a messenger RNA of Hipposideros armiger (great roundleaf bat), 260 nucleotides long. RefSeq names its product beta-defensin 106-like. Bases 1 to 246 code for a protein of 81 amino acids. NCBI's taxonomy places the organism in Eukaryota, Metazoa, Chordata, Mammalia, Chiroptera, Hipposideridae. The transcript is spliced from 2 exons. The record is from RefSeq and is a predicted model, not a curated record. Gene Ontology annotation, cellular component: extracellular region. Gene Ontology annotation, biological process: innate immune response.